Molecule: messenger RNA, 1849 nt
Organism: Aedes albopictus (Asian tiger mosquito)
Lineage: Eukaryota; Metazoa; Arthropoda; Insecta; Diptera; Culicidae
Molecular function (GO): zinc ion binding
Source: RefSeq, a predicted model, not a curated record
AUGUUGGACAUCGAAACCGACGUUGUCGAAAUCGAUAAGUUCUGCAAAUUCAAAAGUGGGUCGCUUUCCGCUACAAAGAGAACUGUAUUAGGAACGGGUUGCGAUUCGGUGGACACCGGCGCCGCUGUGGAGGUAGCACCCGCCGACGACGACGAAAUCGGUUGCUCCAAAAAAAUCACCCGAUAUGGCCCGGCCGGCAAUAAAAUCAUCCUAAACGAAUCUUCACAGCCAGCAACACCAACCGACCACCACCCGACGACGACGACGACGUUAGAGAUGGCCUGGCAGGCAGUCAAUGGUUCAACCGGGUUGACCAAGUCCAAAGAUUUCACCCCACCCACACUACUGGAGGAGGGGAAGAAGCCCAUUAGUCAUAAAGACAAUCACGUGUUCUUCCGCGAAAGCUUCUUCGUCGCGCAGUCAAUAUCCAAUAAUGUGCUACUGCAAAGUGUGCGAGUCGAAGUCGAUAUUGUGGAUCUCUUUGAUUUCGCACAAGAAAGUACCCGCAAUUGGAAAGAAGGCAACGAAAUAUUCAAGAACAAUCAUGUGAUUGUAGUUGGAGUGACGAAAGUGGCCGGGGAAUCGAUUCACAUUUUUUGCAGCUGCCUUCGUGGAUCGAAUCCGUCAGAACCACCAAGGGAGGUUCGAAUGGUAACAUCCAGCGAACUGCGGAAUUGGGAAAUAUCGUGUUCGUGUCCUGCCGGAAAAUUCCGAUGCAAGCAUCAAUUUGCCUGCCUCCUCUUCAUUCACAGAAAUAAGGAUCUUGAAAUACUAUCUGCAACAGAUGUGCGUCAACAGUGGGGUAAAGUAGCCAAAAUACAAGCUGAAGCGCUUUACGAACCUGUGCCUCUUUCUGGAUUAUGUAAUCAGCGAUCGGCUACGGUAUCGGAUGAUCUUAGCUCGUCCAUAUUCAAUCUGUUCAUAUCAGAGCUUCCUGGUUCUGCUCUCGCAAAGUCGAUGAUUGGCCGCAAUACAUUGCGACCUACAGAAAGUGAAAUGGAAUCAUCUGCGUUACCAUCAGCUGAGCUGCACAUUGAGUCAUUGCCCGAAUCAUUCAACCAAAACCUACCAGAAUGGAAUCCUCUCCAAAAUCAACCAACGGACGUUAUCGAGAAAGAAGAUAUCCAGCAAGAAAUCAAGUUGGCACAAACUUAUCUAAGACCGUUCAUCGCCAAUCCGUUGGUCACAGCAAGAUGGAAAUAUUACCAUGGACCGCUGCUCGAUUUCAAACUGCACCUCUUCUAUGAAUAUCGGGUGUGUGUUUCAUCGGAAGAAAGCCUUUCGAUAUGUGCUGAAACGCAUAAUCAGUCCAAUGACAUCUGGCGUAGGGAAAGGCGUAUGCGCAUAACGGCUAGUGAGUGCUACGACCUCUACACUUACUACUUAAACGACACUGGAGAUCGCGACUGGAAUAAAAAGCUGUCAUCGAUUCUGCAUCCGCUAGAAAAACGACUUCCGCCGUUAUUUUCCCCUACACGGUCGUCGGUAACGAGUGUGUUUUCCCAUCGGUGGCUGCGACGUGCGCAGCUGUCGACAGCUUCGGUGGCCGUGGUGAGCACGGCUGUCGGUAGUUCGAGAAGGAGGAUGCUGCAUUAUGCAACCUACGUGCAAUCCUUCGAUUACGAAAUACGGUUUCGGAAGUCGGCGAGCCAUGCCAAUGCGGAUGCGCUCUCCCGAAUCCCACUGAAGCUGACGGAUGCAGACAACGUCAUCGAAAAGUCGGACUUAGUAGAUCUGCUUCAAAUCGAAACUUUUCCACUUAUUGCUGCGGAGUUGGCACAAGCAACUGCCGAUGAUUCCUCUGUGAAGAAGCUGAUUGAAGGAGUCAAGUACGGUGUUCUCGUUGAAG